Molecule: messenger RNA, 3784 nt
Organism: Zootermopsis nevadensis
Lineage: Eukaryota; Metazoa; Arthropoda; Insecta; Blattodea; Termopsidae
Product: Golgi to ER traffic protein 4 homolog
Biological process (GO): protein insertion into ER membrane
Cellular component (GO): BAT3 complex; cytosol
Molecular function (GO): protein binding
Source: RefSeq, a predicted model, not a curated record
CAGGUACACCAUUCAUUCGCGGCUGUAGACAACGUGCUGUACUCCACCCUGUUUCAAUAAAAUAUUCAAAAUUUCUCCCACAACAUUUGAAAAUCAGAAUAACUGGAUGUCGUACUCCAAUGUGACCAAUAUAUUAGUGCGAAAUCCCCUGUUUGGAAUAUGGGCUUGCAAAUGACUGAAUCCUAUCCCCUGUGUCUUUAAAAUACCACAAACCCCUGUGCUUGCCCUACACAAUUCGGUCUCAGCAAUCACUUUCGACAUGGCAAGUAGUAAAGUGCAUGGUAUACAAAGAGUUAUUUCGAAAUUAGCGUCUUCUAUAAACGCAGGAAAUUAUUAUGAGGCCCACCAGAUGUACAGAACGUUGUAUUUCAGAUAUCUUGGACAGAAAAAAUAUGGUGAUCUCUUAGAUUUGCUGUUUGAUGGUGCAGUAUUAUUACUCAGACAUGAUCAGCAAACAAGUGGAGCAGAUCUAGCCAUUCUUUUGGUUGAUGUCCUAAUCAAAGCAGAGGCCUCUAUUUCAGAAGACCAGUUUAACAAAUUAUCUCGCUUAUUUGGAAUGAUAAGUUCAGAUGUGCCAGAAAGAGAAACAUUUCUUGCCAACGCAUUGCAGUGGUCGGUCAGAGAGUCACAUGAGUACAAGAGUGGACAUCCACAGCUGCACCAAAGCAUAGCUCAGAUUCUCUGGAAAGAGAAGAAUUAUGUACUGGCUAGGUAUCACUUCCUGCAUUCUACAGAUGGCUUUGGUUGUGCAGCAAUGUUAGUAGAACUGCACAGGCAGAGAGGUUACUCUAGUGAAGUGGAUUUGUUCAUUGCUCAAGCUGUAUUGCAGUACCUAUGUCUACAUAACAAAACAAGCGCUAAGGAUGUCUUUGACAGUUAUACCACACAACACCCAAUCAUCAAGAAGACUGGUCCACCUUAUAUACUGCCACUCCUCAACUUCAUAUGGUUUUUACUGAAAGUUGUUGAAAGUGGAAAGCUUGCAGCUUUCACAGUGCUAUGUCAGCAAUACCAAACAAGCAUUGAGAGAGACCCAAGUUACAUUGAAUAUUUGGACAAGAUUGCACAGAUAUUCUUUGGAGUUCCCCCACCACGUCCACGGUCACAAGGUCUCUUCGGAAAUCUUCUUCAGUCCUUCCUCAGUGAUCUGGAUGAACUUGAGUCUGAAGAUGAGUCACACUCAUCGCAUCCAAGGGCUUCCACAUCACGCCAACACAUGGAGACUGACGAGUUGGACUGAUGUAAUAGUGCAGGAUAGUGAUGGAACUGGUGUGUCCUGGAGUGGUGGUGCAACAAUAUUGAUAGAUGAUGUAGAGUCCAUCUACUCUUGUAGCUUCCAGUAACACUGCACACCCACCCCUCAUUUACCAGGAAUUCUUGUUAGAACUGCACAGUGUGGAGAGAAUUGCAGAGUUCUAACAGAUAAAAAGUACAAGCUUUAUCCAUUUUAUAUAGUGUGAAUGAAGCAGUACGACCAUGGAAGGGAGUUAAAAUAACUUAGUAUUUCAGUCUUGUAAUAGCCCUCACAGGUUUUAUUCUGAAAACAUUUCUAAUAUCAUAAUUUUCCUUUUUAUUAUAAUCCUGAGGUACCCGAAAGAUGAAAUAUGGCAUAAAGAAUAAUAUACAAGCAUAUGUGUGUAAUUGGAGUGGUCCUAGUUCCUGAAUAGCAGUUUACUGAUUAAAUUAAUAAAAUAUUGAUUUCUUAUGAAUUAAUAUAUAAUGGAUAUGUACAUAGUGUAGAGAGAAGGAAGAAAGAGCAGCCCUUUUUUGGACCACCAGAAAGAAACCAAGUGCAUGUCUUACUCUGUUCUUUGAGAGUGUGAAUAAGAGGGUUCCAUGAUCUGGUCAGGGGGGAUAACCUAUAUAUCAUCUGAUUAUACUGCCUGUUUGGAGCUUGAUCUCUCUUGCCUCCCUGAUGACCCUGUCCAUGCAUCUGGAUUUCUUGGCUGGGAUACUGGCAUCAUUUAGCAGAAUAUGACGGCCUAAGUUGAUGUUGCAUUUAGCUACUUAUGAUAACAGAGCCAGAUGUGGGAAUGGUCUUUCCUUGACCCUGGUUUCAAUGGAAAAGCUAGGUAAUCCUAAAUGGGCCCUAGGAAACUUAGAGAUAUUUGAAGAUGGCUGUCUUCUGGGUUUUCGCAAUGUGUAGUCAGGUGCCACAAUCCAGAAGACAGCCAUCUUCAUAAGCACCACUGUAAGAACCUCAAAUCCUAAUUGAAUAUAUUCUUUGGUCGAAUGCCUACCAUCUUGACGUUGUGCUUACAUAUCAUCCUGCUAAUGCAGAUGUAGGUGGUAUGACUUUCUGAGGGGGCUCAAAUCAUGAGGAAGCCUCUUAUUUACACUCUGAAGAACAGAUGAUUCUCUCCAAGAGCAGGCAUGCACUUGGUAUGAGUUCCUUUUCAGAUGGUCCCUGAAAAGGGCAACCUUACUUUGUAGACCCCUGCAAGAGCCAACUUUCCCUCCAUCAACCCAGCCUUCAUCUGCAUCUGUUGGAUUAUACUUGGCUCCUUCUGAUGGGCCAAUGUUCCUGGCCUGAUUCUCAACCAAACCCUAUAUAACUCAUCUAGCUUUUAACACUACUUAUUUCAGCACUGAAGAUGGAAGCAGUAUAUUCCUCCAAGACAUUAGUAUACAGUCAAAAGACUGAGGCACAACUGUCCAGAAGAUGACUGUCUCAACUAUAAUCACAAUAAUCUUAAAUAUUAAAACACUGAUGACCUUUCAGCAUGUAUUUAAAACUGAUGCAAAGUGUUAGUCACUGGCUAUAAGUACUUGUUUCAUUCUGUCACGAAUUUGUGUGUGUAGGUUUGUAAUGGAAUUUAGGACAAAAAAGUGAUUGUGAAAUCAACUCAUUUUCAUCUUUUUCUUGAGCUGUGUUCUUAUUUGAUCUUCCUAUAAUUGUCUGUAUACUAUAUUUAUGCAUUACAACACUGAAUUGGGACCUAUCCAACUACAUGUGCAUAAAAAUGAUGUGAACAAUUUUUCAUAUAAUUUCACAUUUUUAUAUACUACAGUAAGAAUGAAAUCUACUGAAGGUUUUCUUUUGUAUUCCCCUCCCUUGCCUGAGUGACCCAUUUCAAGUAUUGUUUAGCAAUACCACGACCAUAUUGCAGGUGGAUACUUACAUAAAUCUGUGUGUAUAAAGGUCCCUACAUAUUAUAUUACGAGAGCGAGAGAAAAGAAAAUGCCUUGAAGCAAAAUUUUAUACACAUCUUUUGUGAUACUUCUGAUGAUAAUUUGUUAAUGAUUAUGAGGAAUUAUCAUAACGUGUGAAGCUGCUGUAAAGGCAUUCCAAUGAGAAUUUUUUUUCGGACUCGAGUAUUUCCUGCACUGUGCUACUUACUAUCUUAAUUUAGAGCAUAAAUUUUAACAAUUGCAAGAAAUAACAAUCCUGACAAACACAAAAGCCAGUGGAAACUGAAAUAUGAAAGUAUAAUAGAUGAACUGUAUGUAAAAACUUUAAAGAAACUAAAGUAAUAAAAUUAGAAAAUAAAAUUAACAUAAAUACACAUCUAAAAUAAUUUUAUUGUGUGGAAAAAAGACUUAAUUUUAUGGAAGACAAAUUAAUUACUUUUCAUCAAUAACUGCUGAGAAACUGACACUAUUUUUCUAGCUAACCUUAGAGACAGUUCAGAGUAUUAUAAAACCACACAAAGAGUUAUUAGAAUGGCAUGAAACAAAAGUGAAGUUUGGGAAUGCCUGGAUUUAAAAAUUAUGUAACAAUUACUGGCAUGUUUAUUCAGAUGUGUGUAUAAAAUCCUGCAUUAAACAAUUUCAUUAACAUAAA